AUGGAAGAGAAAGGUGAGGCUCAUAUGUUUAGGGAUAGAAGAGGUAACAUCUCACCAACACCACAAAGGUACGGUACUGAGAAAUAUGCUAGAUAUGGUUUACGUAAGACUGAUGAACUUCUGCCCGAAGAAUCAAGACUCUCCAAUGAUGCCAUCAAUGAAUUGAUCGACAUGAAUAGACAAUUGAAGAAGACAUUAAGGGAUCGUGAGGAUGAGCUUGAUAGAUAUGGAAGAUUGACGGAAUCCUUACAGAGCAAACUAAUUAAAUACACAAAUUUGAACAAUAAGUUGGAAAGGGAAAAAAUUGAGUUGGAAUUGGAGAAUGAAAAACUAAUAGAUAUAAAUGAAAGACUAACUAAUGACCUAAGAACUACUAGUGUUGCCGGUGACUUGAAAUAUUCUCAAAAAACUAGAAAGGGUGAUGAUGAAAAUACUGAUGACAUUUUCAUACCCAAGAGAGGGCAUACAUUUAAGGACACUACUGAAUCAAACAAUACAGAUCUUAGAAAAGGGUCAGCAGAAGUAUUAAACAAAAAAUUGGACACUUUGAUAGAAUACUUGUCAGAAGACAAAUUCGGAGCUAAGACAGGGAAUAGUCGUCAGAAAGAGCGACAUGAUCAUUGGCGUUUAACUGACGACGACGACGAUGAUAUCAUUACCAGAGAAAGUUUAGAAAUAAAAAAUCUUGAGGAUCAAGUGGAAGAAUUAAGGAAGAAAACUCUUUUAAAACAAGAAAAUGAAUUAAGGAAAAUAUCUCUAAGCAAUGAGUUACUAGAACUGGCUACUAAACUUUCGUCCGAUACUACUCUGGGGGAUGAUGAAGUAAAUGGGCUGAAGAAACAUAAAAGACACAACCGUGACCAUAUUAGGUGUACGGGAUGCCACGAUGAUGAAAACGAAAAAACAUAG
This is a messenger RNA of Naumovozyma castellii, 909 nucleotides long. RefSeq names its product Spc42p (gene SPC42). The transcript has a single exon. Lineage: Eukaryota; Fungi; Ascomycota; Saccharomycetes; Saccharomycetales; Saccharomycetaceae. Bases 1 to 909 code for a protein of 302 amino acids. The record is from RefSeq and is a predicted model, not a curated record.